GUGCUUUCUCGUUUGCAUGUCAAUAUGAUCUCUCUCUCGUUGUUGCCAGAGCUACAUUACAGGCUUUCUGCUGUACUAUUCAGAAAUGUAUUUUCUGUCUUGCUUUGUCUUGUGUUGCACUUGCUUGAUGUUCAACUGUGUUAGGAAGGUUGUUGACUCGCUAGUUUGUCGUAAACAAAGUAAGCAAAUGUCAAUAGGUUUCGCCAAGUUUAGCCGCUAGCAAGACAUCUCGUUAGCAAUGUUAGCUAGCUUGUUAACACGCUUGGACAUUGGUGCUAGUAAUAAGUGCUCUAGCGUCAGCUUCUUUGUAAUGUUUUUGUGAUAGCUAUAGGGUAGCUUGCCGACAACUUUCCUAACACAGUCAAACAUCAAGCAAGUGCAAAACAAGACAAAGCAAGACAGAAAAUAAGUUACUGAAUAGUCCAGCAGAAAGUAGCCCCCUACCUGGCGGCUCCAGAAACUCCAUAGUGUUAUUCUAAAGGGAAAAUAAUGAUAACAAUAAACAAGAAAGAAACAUAAAGGAACAGACAGUAAUGCCGUAUGAGUAAGACUAAACUAAGGGAAGGGUUAGUCAAUUGGCCUCAUGCACAGUGGUAAACAUUCCACUCUCCAAGAGUGACCAUCCAGCAUUAAGAAAAUUCCUCAAAGAGAAGGUUGUCAAUGGUGGAGCAAUACCUGGGUGCCACCAACUCCAGGAAAAAUACUUGGGUGACGUCUACCUGCAGGAGAAAGAAGCUCUCAAGACUAAUUUAGCCAAAAAGCCUGUUGCAGUCAUAUUUGAUGAAACUCCAGAUAUAGAGGGCAGAUGUGUAUUGAACAUUCUAAUUGCACCACUGGAGAAGGAUGAGUCUGGAAGAAUUUUGGCCUACCUCGCAGACACAGUGUUCUUUGAGGAGUGUAACCACUCCACUGUGUCUAUGGCUGUUGUCAAGUGUCUUCAAGAGUACGGCAUUGAUAAUGAUGAUGUCAUGGUGUUUAACACUGAUAAUGCAGCAUACAUGAAGAAGGCCUAUACAGCUGCGCUGCAGUCCCAUAUACCCAAAUUCAUUGUAUGUAACGUGCAUGGCUCAUAUCAUGAAUUUGAUAGGCGGUGCCUUUCGGAGACCUUUUGACCAACUGAAUACAUUCAUGCUUAGUUUCUCCCAAAUGUUCUACCAUGCUGGCUCCCACAAAAGAAGAUAUCUUCAAUUCCUGACAAAAAAACUACCAUCAGGAAGCAAAGCAACCAUGGCUCCAAAUCCAUGUGCCACUCGAUGGAACUCGUGGUUCACUACAGUGCAGUACCAUUCAGAACACUUCGGACUGUACAAGGAAUUCAUUGAGAAGGAAAUCAAUACUUGUGGCAAAACCACACCUGCAUCAGUGGAGAGACUGCACGAGAUGCUCCAGGACGCCAACAUGGCUGAAAGUCUGCAGGUCCAGAUCAGCAUCACAGCAGAUAAGUGCAAAGUAAUCGUUGCACUUCUUGACAUCUUCCAGAGCAGACACCCUAUAGUCACCAAAGUUUUUGACUACCUGGAGGAUCUGCAUAUGAAGUUGGAGGUCAACAAAGAACUCCACUACGAAGAAUGCGCUCAAUACUUCGAGGGACUUGACCUGUCUUUCGCCAUCAAAAUGCAGAUUCUGAACAGAGUGGAACAGGCAUACAACAAUGCAGAGGACAAACUGAACAAAUACAUGUCAGAUGGACAACCUGCCAUUGAGUUCCUUAAAGAGGUCAGGGUGUUUGACCCUCGUCACAUUGUAUUUAUGAGUGACUGUGUGGCCAGCUACAAAUCCAUCCCAGGCUUCAGUGCUGUGCCUAAAGAUGAACUGGAUGCCUACUUUAUUCACCUUGGUCCAGCUGCACUCAGAGCUUCAGCGUGUGGAGUGGUCGAUUUGGAUGUGUUCUGGGAUGGACUUCAGGAGAGACUGCCUGUACUCAGUGUCCUGGCAUACAAAUCGGUCAUCGUAAACUCAGCAGACGCUGAGCGCAGUAACAGCAUCUACAAGCUGGUGUUGUCCAGCCGAAGGAGAUCAGCCACAAAUGACAACCUCAAAGCCUUGGUCUUCCUAUACCACAACCAGAGGCUUACCAGUGGAGCUUUUGAAAUGGAUGAGGAGGAUGAAGAUUGAGGAGGCCUUCGAAGAGGCCUAGGCAUUUAAGCCUAGUGAUCUUUCAGAUUAUACUUCUGGUGCAUUUUAUGUUGUUUAAAAAAUUCAAGAGCACAGACAAAACUAAAUGAAAUUAACGUGUACCAUUUAACUUUUCAAUAUAUAU
Osmerus eperlanus (European smelt) is the source of this 2260-nucleotide messenger RNA. RefSeq lists its product as uncharacterized. NCBI's taxonomy places the organism in Eukaryota, Metazoa, Chordata, Actinopteri, Osmeriformes, Osmeridae. Gene Ontology annotation, molecular function: protein dimerization activity. The coding region runs from base 1063 to 2115 and encodes 350 amino acids. The transcript is spliced from 3 exons. The record is from RefSeq and is a predicted model, not a curated record.